Messenger RNA from Physcomitrium patens, 1981 nucleotides. RefSeq names its product glycosyltransferase BC10. NCBI's taxonomy places the organism in Eukaryota, Viridiplantae, Streptophyta, Bryopsida, Funariales, Funariaceae. Gene Ontology annotation, cellular component: membrane. Gene Ontology annotation, molecular function: glycosyltransferase activity. The record is from RefSeq and is a predicted model, not a curated record.
UCAUUUUGAGCUUUCUUAAUUGUUGGGUAUCUUGUUGCUGAUCUCAAAUGGGUUUUUUGUGUGAAAAGCAUGGCUGUGGUGAUGUGAGCAAUCAACAUGAGUUCGCAUGUGUAGCGACGAGCACAGCCUUUCUGGUUGGUUGUAGCAAUUUCGUGUUGAAUUGGGCGUGGGUGAAAUUUCUGGGGCAUAUUUCUGCGGACUGACACCUGCAUUGCAAACUUGAUAGAGCUUUUGUGAUACUUGUGAGGUCUUCAAAACUUUUAAAGAUAGAAAGUCUUGGAGGAGCAGAAUCUUGCCGUUGUUAAUUUUUUUUUGUAGGAACCUGUUGCCAAGAUGUUCUUCUCAAAGUGAAAGAAUGGUUGAGGGUGCACAAACCUGUCUCUGAUGUUCUCUGAGCGCUCCAUUGUAAAUCUCACCAUUGUUGUUGGCGAAGGUUUCAGCAGUUCUUUUGUUGUAUUAAAAGUCCCUGUAAGUUUAAGUCUAUUUCUUACCCUCGGACUGUGAAUGCGGACACAUGGGCUGUAAGAAGUUUUCAGGAUGAGAAGAAGAUGAUCAUGCCGUGGAGCAUCCCACUCCUCGCAAUGGAAUCCAGGUUCAGGGUUAAGACAGCUCUGCUCCUUUUCGCAAGCCUUGGGACAGGCAUUUUUCUUGGUGCGGUGGGUUGCUUACAUUAUGACAUUAUGUCACUGCAUCAUGCGAUUUUCAGCAGCUACUCUGGUGAUGGCCGUUCAACUUGGAAUGCUGAAAUGAGAAAGCAGCAGGAGGAUAUCAUCAGCCAGAUUCCCAGCAAUUCACUAUCGAAAGAAAACCUACAACACGGAUUGUCUGAUGAAGAACUCCUAUGGCAGGCUUCGGUGGUUCACCGUCGGAGAAGCAUACCUGCGAAGGAGCGCAGGAUACCGAAAGUUGCCUUCAUGUUUCUAACAAGAGGUCCUUUACCAUUGGCACCUUUGUGGGAGUAUUUUUUCGCAACAUACGAAGAGUUUUAUUCUGUUUAUGUCCAUGCCGACCCUUCCUACACUCCGACCACGUCACCCUUUUCAGUGUUCCACCUCCGAAACAUUCCCAGUAAGCGUGCAAAAUGGGGUGAUGUGUCCAUCUGCGACGCUGAGCGCCGCCUGCUGGCAAAUGCCCUUCUUGACCCUGCCAAUGAGCGAUUCGUUCUCUUGUCUGAAAGUUGCAUUCCGUUGUAUAAUUUCAGCUACAUCUACGCCGCGUUCACCAGCACUUUUUACAGCUAUGUGCAAGCCUUCGACGAUCCGGGCGUGUAUGGUCGAGGACGAUACCACCCACGCAUGGCACCCGAAGUGACGCUUGAGCAGUGGAGGAAAGGUUCCCAGUGGUUUGAAGUCACGAGAGAGUUAGCUGUGGAGAUUGUCUCAGACACGAAAUAUUACCCCAAGUUCAAGCACUUCUGUGUAUCGGGUUGUUAUGUCGACGAGCACUACAUACAGACCAUGAUGUCUCUGGAGCAUGGCGCCUUGCUGAUGAACCGAACCAUCACCCACACGGAAUGGGUCUAUGGUAGAGCUCAUCCCACCUUGUUUUACAACAGAAUGGUCACAGAGGAGCUUCUCUCUCAGAUCCGACCCUACUUCUUCUUCUCCCGGAAGUAUUCUCCCUCGGCGUUGAAGCCGUUGCUGAAGCUUGCACCACGGGUGAUGUUCAUCUCCACUUCAAGCUAACUCUCAAGCUGGAGAAUUGAUUUCAUGUUUGACUGGUUCUGAUUCAUACUCUGCAGAUCGCAACUAUUUUUGCCAAAUCUAAUUGACUGUUGUGUCAACCAUCUGUUGUCUGGAAUAGAGUGCAUGGCCUGCAGCAUCUCAUGCAUGGCUUUUGGGUUUUAGUAGGUUGCAUGGCAGCUUGUCAACGCUAAUAGGUAGAAAAAUUAUAUAGACUAUACGAGUUUUGGUAAAUAGGUUUGAAUAGAAACUGAUGUACCCUAAAAUUGUCCUGGUACGGUUUACAAUGACUUGUUACA